Annulohypoxylon maeteangense is the source of this 2337-nucleotide messenger RNA. Its product is annotated as Pex24p-domain-containing protein. Bases 284 to 1762 code for a protein of 492 amino acids. NCBI's taxonomy places the organism in Eukaryota, Fungi, Ascomycota, Sordariomycetes, Xylariales, Hypoxylaceae. Gene Ontology annotation, cellular component: peroxisomal membrane. Gene Ontology annotation, biological process: peroxisome organization. The transcript has a single exon. The record is from RefSeq and is a predicted model, not a curated record.
CUUAGGCAGCGUGGCAUGUGAUUCAUUCCAUCCAGUUGCUUCACAUUUCUUUCUCAUAAUUCUUCAGAACACAAAACUAUUUAAUAUUAGUACUGAGGAUUAACCCAUAUCUUCGAGUAGAUGAUGACACAACAUUGUUGAACUCAUAAGCCCAAGCCGGCUAAGGGUUAAAGCUGUUUUAAAGCUCUCUGGGUCGUUGCCUUACGUCAUCGCGACUUUGAAUGACGGAACAUCUGGCAUCUAGCAUCUAUCAUUUGGGAAAUAGUGGCAUCACAGAGAUAAGAUGGACGAUUAUAACGCGGACGUAUUCGUCAAUCGCGAUGAUCCCAUCCCAUCCAUCGUCCUCGAUGGCUCUGCGCCGGCCAGACCGCGUACGCCUUCAACUCCGGCAGAGCACUCCGAUGGCGAGACUCCGUCGGUACGUACCGGUCUUCGGGGCCGCUUCUCGGCUUUCAAAGAGAAAGCUAGGAUUCAGGACCAGUUGGUCGAGAAGUUAUUAUCACAAGUCGUGCCUCUCGAUGAUGCUCACAUCCCCCAAGAUGAGCCCACGCCAAAAGGCGGUAGUCCAGGCGUGGUGCGCCCCAACUUCAACCUAACCACUAUGUCCAACAAUUUCCGCCGCUUCAACGCCCGAAUAGGCGUUGUCUUCGUGUUCCAAGCCCGAGCAGGCCGGGUAUUAUCAUGGAAGCAACCUACACACACCCUCUCCUUCCUCGCCGUAUACACCUUAGUUUGCCUAGACCCCUACCUCCUACCUCUUCUCCCCUUAACAAUCAUGAUAAUCGCCAUCCUAAUACCCAACUUCGUGGCCCGCCACCCCGCCGCCGAGUUCAGUCUAUCCAGCGAGCAAGCCAUCGGCUACUCACCGCACGGCCCGCCGCUCGCCCCCGCCAUCACCGUCAAGCCCGUCAAGGAAUUAAGUAGGGAUUUCUUCCACAACAUGCGGGACCUCCAAAACAGCAUGGAGGACUUCAGCCAGCUCCACGACGCCAUCAUCCGGCUCAUGGUGCCGCGCACAAACUUCAGCGACGAAGCGCUGAGCAGCGCUCUCUUCGUCGCCCUGUUCGUCGCCUGUCUGUUCAUGAGCAUCGCAUCGAACAUCCUGCCCUGGCGAUUCAUCUUCCUAGCUCUGGGCUGGGCGGCCACAUGUAUGAGCCAUCCAGCCAUUCAACGACAGCUCCAGACCGCGCACGAGAAACACAUACACCCGCAGGAGGAGAAAGCCCGGGGUUUUGUGGAAAACUGGAUCGAGCGGGAUGUCAUCCUCGACAACGCGCCGGAGACCCGCGAGGUCGAGAUCUUCGAGCUGCAGCGCCUGUCCGGCGCCGGCGAGUGGGAGCCCUGGCUGUUCAGCGCGUCGCCGUACGAUCCCCUCUCGCCGGCCCGGAUCGCGGGCGAUAGGUCGACCGGGGCCCGGUUCUUCGAGGACGUGCUGCCGCCGCGGGGAUGGGAGUGGAGCGAGAAGAAGUGGGCGCUAGACCUGUGGAGCCGCGAGUGGGUGGAGGAGCGCAUCAUCACGGGCGUCGAGGUCGAGACAGAGGGCGAGAGGUGGGUUUACGAUAUCUUCGACGAGCAGGCUGGUAAUAAGGUGGGCGUCGUCGAACAGCCGGUUCCGGUUAAAGGGAAGGAUAAGGAUAGGGUUAGAACGCCGCUGAAGCCGAGCUGGGAGGAGGGUGAGGAUGGGGAUGGGAGGAGAGGAGAGUGGAGACGGAGGAGGUGGGUUAGGUUGGUGAAGAGGAAGAAUAUACCUGAGGCUGCUUAGUGAGUUUUGGUGAGGUAGAUGAAUGAAUUGGAUGCGGAGUAAUAUUUUGUUUAUGUGGUGAUUUAUGUGGUAUGAGACUUUAUUGACUGGUGUAUGAGUAAGAUGAGAAGGGGCUGAUUUGAUGCUAUUUACUGACUUUGCCUUUCUAUAGACUCGUGAGAUUGGUCAGGGGCAUGUUCAUACGCUUGCCGAGAAGAUGAGAAGAGAUGGAUAUAGUUACAUGAUAUAACGGAAUGUUACUCGGUUCUCGGCAGUGUGAUGCUUAAGUUGAUGUUGCUUUCUAGGUACGUAAAUAUCUUAUAGGUCACGUCUCAUUCAUGUACAUAAUGGCAAAUCACUAUGGUAAGAAGUAUGUGUAGGAAAUAGGUACAUAUUUAUUACAAUUUUAUCUACUGGGAAAAUAAGGGAAAGGAAAGUUAGGUGUCUAAUCUGUGUCUCUUCGAGUUCACUCUAGCACCAAUGUACCUAGCUGUAUAAUUACAGCUCCACCGGAAAUAGUUUCCGCGAAGGUUUAAGAUACCAUAACUUGAGCGGGAUCGGCGUCUAAUGGCGUGAGACCGUAUUUCUUAAACAAA